Messenger RNA from Gryllus bimaculatus (two-spotted cricket), 2741 nucleotides. The record is from the annotation of a GenBank genome assembly. Lineage: Eukaryota; Metazoa; Arthropoda; Insecta; Orthoptera; Gryllidae.
GAAUCGAGAUGUCGAAGAAUAGGGAGUUAGGUGUUGGAACAAGUUUUAAAAAUUUUUUAAACAAUGUCAGAUCGUUAUUUAGUGUUAACUACUUUUGAGAAAACGAGUGAUGUCUAAAAAACAUUACACUAUUAGAUGCAAGUUUUGCCUGAAAGGGUGGACAAAUCGAUUUCGUUUAAAGGGAAAGCGAUGACAAGAGGACAAACCCCGCCAAAACGAUAGACGUAUUGGUAGUCCAGUUGGUGGUCCAAUUCAUGAAGUUCAUCAGACGUAUUCGGCAUUUACGUGAGCAAGCGAAUUGUAGAAUGUGCAUACUAGCAGGGAUGUAUUAUUAUGAUUAUCACGGAUCCUUUUAGAGCUACCUAUUGCCAAUGGCGAGUGCCAUUAAAGUUUUAUGUUAAUAUUGGUGACAGUUAGUGAAUAGUGUGGUAUUGUGUGUGAACAUUUAAUUUCAGCAUUUGAAGCUCAUGAGGCCAAGGCCAAUCUUUCAAAAAUACACAAUGAAGUGCAGUUGAUUUCUUCACAUAAUUUUGUUAAAGAUAUACAUCGAAAAUGACGGACGAAGUAUUUUCAUGCGGAGACUAUGUAAAGAGCCUCGUAGAUAAUGUCAAAGACAAUUGUAGAAAUGUUGAAGAGAUGGCAAUGUUGGAAAUAAAUGCGCGACAUAUCCCACUUAUUAAUUCAACAUUAUGUCUCACGAACGUGGAUUGCAAAAUUAUUUUAGACAAGUGUCAACAUCAUUGCCAUAAUGUGCUGGAAACUUCAAUAUUGUUAAUUGCUCUUACAGAUUUCAUUUCAUGUGUCUCUGCAAAUUAUGAAACUUUUCCUAUAGGAAGCAAAAAAAAUGAGACAAGACGAAUUACUUUACUUAUGCAAGCACUAAAAAAUACUUGGAGCAAGCUCUUUGCAAAUCUAUCUCCUGCAGAUAUGAAUAUUAGUCAGAUGACUGGUAUUGUCAACAUUAUUAAGAGAUGUUUGGAAAGAAUUCCUCCUGAAAGCACAUACAAAACGUAUAUGGAAAGAAUUUCAAAUAUGACAGAUCAAGCAUUACAAAAAUUAUUAAAGCCACCAGCAACCGAAGACAUUCAUGAUGAUACAGAAAAACAAUCCAGAGAAAUUACCUCUUCAAAAUCAUAUGAUGUUGCAAAUACUCCUAAAUUGCCAGAGACAGUCUUCCAAGUACUAGGGAACAAACCUGUGGAUCAAAGAAAGGAACGCAAAAGAAAUGUGAAGCAAUCUUGUGAUAUAACUAAGUUUAUUUUGAAGCCUUGUGAGAACAUGAGGAGAGAAGAAACUAGUAAAAAACCAGAGAAAAAUCUAAUGCGUAAGAGAAAAUUUGAAGAUACUGUCAGAUCAGAACAGGCAGUUUUAGGGUGUGAUCAAAUUGAGAAGGACCCUUCAGAGCGUCUAGAAGCAGAUGAAACACCACCUGCCAAAAGGCACAGUGUGCAUGAUGAUUUGAUUAAUGGCAAGAUGAAUGCUUUCAAGAUGUUAAUGAAACCUCGCAAAGCACAUAAUCAGGCAAAACAAUCUAGUGAAAAUUCUAUGAGUAAAAGGAACAAAACAAAUGAAAAAUGAUCUUUUAUAGUUGGUAUGUUGAGAAUUUUCUAUUACAAACUUUUAUUGUAUAGUUUAUGGUGCAUUGAUAUUGUAUUGAACGUAUGAAAUCAAUUUUUGUUUCAAGUAUUAAAUGAUUGAUGUUUUAUUUCAAGUAUGGAAGUGAAAAAUGAAAAUAAAGGAAAUGUUACUAGAGCUUAAGGUGUUUAAUUUUAGCCUUCUUUCUCUGGUAAUGGCUCAGUGAACUUAGGAAAUACGUCCUUGAAAUUAAUUCCCUCUUGGAAUAUGUAUUGCCUCAGUGCCACAAAUUCCAACACCAGGCAGCUUGAAAAAAAAAAUCAUUGGCCAAAAGUCUCCCCUGAGAUGAAGGUAGCGGGCAGGGAAUGAGCAUCUUACUUAGGGGCCGCCCAUAAAUAAUAUAACGCCAAAGAGGGAGGAGUGAGUUUCAGGCAGUGUUACAUAGGGAAAUAAAGGCUGUGUCCUUCAUGGGCUACAACUAGUGGUGUGACAUGGGAUUGCUUGAUUCAGUUUCAAGUUUGAUGCUACUUGAUAUUCAGUUAUAUUCUAUGAAGGUGACAGGAAGUGUGCGACUGCCUCAAUCCCACAACCUGGUGACCUCUCCUAUGCUGCAAGGAAGAGCUAUCAGAUUAAUUAGGUUGUGCCAUCCCACUAUCAAAUGGAUCUCGUUUGUUAUUAGGUGUAUAUAAGGACCUACAAAGAGUGGGACUAUGUUCCAACAGUAGAAGAGCAAUUGAAGGGUGUCAAGACAUUACAAUACUUAAGAGACAGUGGACAAAGCAGAAUCAAGCAUGGAGAAAACAAGUACUCUCGAGAAGGAUCUAGAGAAAUUUCAAAUGAAAAAUGUGCAAAGCAAACAAUUGAAAAUUACACAUUUUUUAAGGACAAACAAAAAUAUUGAAAUUGUUUGUGCUGUUAAUGUAUUUUACUGUAUCUCUAUAUUAAUGAAAUCAAAAAUUGUGGAGAAAUUCAAUUUAAUUUUGACAUCCGAUAUAGUGAACCAAAAACGUUAGUUCCCAGAAAUUCACUCUAACUAGAUAAGACUGUUUUUGAGCUGCCAGGUGUGCUAUUGGCUGAAGUUUGAACUGUUCUGUUCAGAUUUUCUUAUUUGUUACUUUUGCCAGGCCACAAAAAAUAAAUGAAGGUAGAUUAUCAACUCCUUUUGU